Molecule: messenger RNA, 1239 nt
Organism: Striga asiatica
Lineage: Eukaryota; Viridiplantae; Streptophyta; Magnoliopsida; Lamiales; Orobanchaceae
Source: the annotation of a GenBank genome assembly
CCAUGUCCAAUCCCUCAACAGUCAAGCCAUCAAAGGAGAGAAAAAACACAGUUAGUUAUCAAUAGAAAUCAUAUACAAUAAUCAAUGGCAGCAGCACUCCUAAUUUUUCUAGUGACUAUUGUUCUCUCUUCAAAUUUUUAUUCUUCAAAUGCACUAGAUGUAGAUUACUACCAAAAAACAUGCCCGUUGGCCGAGUUCACCAUCACAGAAACCGUUAAGCAAGCCAUGACAACUGAGAAAACAGUUGCAGCCGCCCUACUUAGGAUGCACUUCCACGACUGCUUUAUUAGAGGUUGUGACGCUUCCGUGCUGCUGAAUAGCAAGGGAAACAACCAAGCAGAGAAGGAUGGACCUCCAAAUAUUUCUUUACAUGCAUUUUACGUGAUCGAUGAUGCCAAGAAGGCAAUCGAGAAAAUGUGCCCCGGUGUUGUCUCGUGUGCUGACAUUUUGGCUCUUGCUGCAAGAGAUGCCGUGACACUUUCCGGAGGUCCCACAUGGGAUGUACCAAAAGGGAGGACAGACGGAAGGAUUUCAAACGCAUCAGACACUCGCCAAUUGCCUGCACCGACUUUCAACAUAUCUCAGUCGCAACAGAGCUUCUCACAAAGAGGCCUUUCUAUGGAUGACUUAGUGGCACUCUCAGGCGGGCACACACUCGGUUUCUCCCAUUGUUCGUCCUUCAAAAACAGAAUCUACAACUUCAGCGACACAGCUGACGUGGACCCAUCCUUGGACCCGUCAUUUGCGGCCCAGCUAAGGCAGGAGUGUCCCUUUCGGACCACGAACAAGAAUGCUGGGGCUGACUUGGACUCGUCUCCGUUUCUGUUCGACAACACCUACUACAAAAUGAUACUCAAAGGGAAGAGCAUUUUUUCCUCUGAUCAGGCCCUGCUUACUAAUUCAAGGACUAGGGCAUUGGUCAUGAAAUUCGCAUCCUCUCAAGGUAAGUUUUAUGAGGCGUUUGCAAAGUCGAUGGUCAAGAUGAGUAGCAUUAGUACUGGGAGUGGGAGUGAGAUUAGGCGGGAUUGUAAGGUUGUUAAUUAACUAAUUAAUUUUGGUGAUUGGGUGUUUUGGAAGGUUGGUUUGUGUUUUUUUCUUUUUGUGUUCGCUUUGUUUAGUUAAUCUUUUUCAUUUUCCCUAUGCCUAAUGGGGGGUGAGGAGCUUUUGUAUGGGGAAAAAUGUGAAAUGAAGUUGGAAGUUUGAGUUGAAUUUUCAGUAUGAUUCUUGAACGUUGUCAAA